Messenger RNA from Mangifera indica (mango), 1608 nucleotides. Its product is annotated as G2/mitotic-specific cyclin C13-1-like. Bases 111 to 1235 code for a protein of 374 amino acids. Gene Ontology annotation, molecular function: cyclin-dependent protein serine/threonine kinase regulator activity. Lineage: Eukaryota; Viridiplantae; Streptophyta; Magnoliopsida; Sapindales; Anacardiaceae. Gene Ontology annotation, cellular component: cyclin-dependent protein kinase holoenzyme complex; nucleus; cytoplasm. The record is from RefSeq and is a predicted model, not a curated record. The transcript has 8 exons. Gene Ontology annotation, biological process: mitotic cell cycle phase transition; regulation of cyclin-dependent protein serine/threonine kinase activity.
CUAAUCUUGGCAUCUCAAAAGGCCUCGAGAGCAGAUUUGAAUGGAGAAUGGCGGCAGGCAAGAGUGGUUUUAAUUAGAGAAGAUGGCUUUAUUUUCUUUAUAACCUAAGCAUGACAAAUACAGAACACAACUUAACAUCAGUCAUGGGAGAUCUCAAUAAUGAUCAGGAGCACAACAUGCUCUCUGCUUCCAGAAAGCGAGUGGUGCUGGGUGAAAUUACCAACUUCUCCAAUACUGUAUCCGCACAGUCUCAGACCUCCGAUGUUAACAAUACUCACAGCCCUAAACGACCAUUAAAAAAGAAACACAGGAAAGAUAUCCCAUCCCAGUUGACGAGUCGGAAUCGUAAUAAUAGAUUGAAGAAGGAAAAUGAUCAGGACAUUGGUGAGAGUUCGAGUGCAUCCCAGAAAUGUGGUUAUUCUUCUUCUAUCUAUGAGCAUCUUCGAUCCUUGGAGAUUGAGGACAAGAGGAGGCCAUUCCACAAUUAUAUGGAAAAAAUUCAGACUGAUAUUUCGGUGAAAAUGCGAGAAGUUCUAGUGGAUUGGUUGGUUGAAGUUGCAGAAGAAUAUAGGCUUGUAUCUGACACACUUUAUCUUGCUGUAGCAUAUGUUGACAGAUUCCUCUCUUACCGAGUUCUCACCAGGAACAAACUACAGCUUCUUGGAGUUUGUUGCAUGCUUAUUGCUUCGAAGUAUGAAGAGAUCAGUCCUCCACAUGUUGAAGACUUUUGCUAUGUAACAGAUAAUACCUACACAAAGGAAGAGGUGGUUGAUAUGGAGGAAGAAGUACUCAAAUAUCUGAACUUUGAAGUGAGUACUCCCACAACGAAGAGUUUUCUUAGAGUAUUGAUGAGGACUACUCAACAGAAUUGCAAAAAGCCAGAUUUACGAUUUGAAUUCUUGUGCUGUUAUCUUGCGGAGCUAAGUUUGUUAGAUUAUAGUUGUCUGCGAUACUUGCCUUCAUUAAUUGCUGCAUCAGCUAUUUUUCUUUCAAGAUUCACAAUCCAACCAGAGAUACAUCCUUGGCAGAACUUGGCAUUGCAAUGCGUUUCUGGUUAUAAACCAACCGACUUGAAGGAAUGUGUCCUUGUCAUUCAUGACUUGCAUUUGAAUAGAAGGGAAAAGCCUCUGCCAGCAGUGAGAGAGAAAUACAUGCAGCACAAGUUUAAGUGUGUAGCAAUGCUAUCUUCCCCCGCUGAAGUGCCUGCGCAUUAUUUUGAGGCCAUAGAAGAGUAAACUAUUAACAAAAUUUUAUGAGAAGUAGACUGAAGUUCAAAAUGAUGCUGAUAAAUUCCUUCUAACUGGUAACAACAAUUUUUCUUCUCUUGCUCAAUGUGAUGGUGUUAUAAUUCAACCACCGGUUGAUUGUAGCUGGGCUUUAGCUGAGGUGUUGGUGACUUUGUCGUUUAGAAACACAGGCAGCCAUUAUAAUGUAGCAAUUUGGCUUUUGAUGAACAAUGAGACUUUUAGUUCUAUGUUUGGGGGAAAAAAAAAUGGACAUCAUUUUUGAUUUAAUGUUCUGGCGGAAGAAUGUGGUUCCUCUUGGAAUAUCAUCAUUGCUUUUGGCUUCAUGGUUGAGUUUAAAUAAAAGUUGCGACUUUCGACUUCA